AUGGUAGAACGUUUUCACCGGGUCCUUAAAGCAGCACUAAAAUGCCAUGCAUUAAAAAACAAGGAGUGGGUUGACGCCCUACCUAUCGUGUUGUUGGGCAUCCGAACAGCAGUUAAAGAAGAUCUACAAGCUUCAGCAGCCGAAUUAGUUUAUGGAUCGACACUGCGCGUACCCGGUGAUUUUUUCAACCAAACAUCGAUCGAGGAAUUAAAUCCAUCAACAGAUUUUGUCAAUCAAAUCAAGCAACAUAUGCAACAGCUCGUACCCAAACAACCUAAACACCACAACAAUAAUACCAAUAGGCUGAAGCCAGCAUACAUUCACAACGAUUUACAACAGCAAGAAAAUGCACAAAAAUCACCUGGUACACCUGCGCAAAAUCUACCCGAAGCGUCAGGAAGUACUGAAUCAACAGCUGGUAUACCUGCAUCAAGUCAAAUCGAACCGUCAAAAAACAACGAAGCAAAUGCUCAGCGUGUUACACGUUCAGGACGUCGAGUACAUUUCCCAGCUCGUUUCGAAGACUAA
Molecule: messenger RNA, 528 nt
Organism: Chrysoperla carnea
Lineage: Eukaryota; Metazoa; Arthropoda; Insecta; Neuroptera; Chrysopidae
Exons: 2
Coding region: 1-528 (175 amino acids)
Molecular function (GO): nucleic acid binding
Source: RefSeq, a predicted model, not a curated record